Bactrocera oleae (olive fruit fly) is the source of this 15635-nucleotide messenger RNA. RefSeq names its product muscleblind (gene mbl). Gene Ontology annotation, molecular function: RNA binding; metal ion binding. The record is from RefSeq and is a predicted model, not a curated record. Gene Ontology annotation, biological process: regulation of RNA splicing. Gene Ontology annotation, cellular component: nucleus. Lineage: Eukaryota; Metazoa; Arthropoda; Insecta; Diptera; Tephritidae.
AGUUGCAUCGUUGCGUUCUUGCCAUUCUGGCCAUGUUUUUUAGCCAACAGCCGCUACCAAACGCUUCAGUCUAUAAGCGACAACGUGUACGAGCGGUCGCGUUCUUAUUCUUUUGCCCGCUAAUAACUAACCAAUACUCAGAAAGUAACCAAGCAUAGCGCCACUGAUAAUCUAGUAGCCUAGCAUAAACGCAGCUUUUCGAAUAAACGCAUGCAAUAAAAAAUUAUUUCCGAGAGAUUUCCGCGCGCUUAGUUCAAAACGUGUACUUGCAUAUAUUUGCGCUUAGUUUAAUCGUACUUCAAGCGGCGCGGCAGAAUUUCUAUACAAAGCGACUCAACGCAUCUCAAGCGAUAGUUCCAGCAAUUGCAUAUUUUGAUUAUUGACAAGUGGUGUAAAAAAUUUUGAGAUUGUAGCUAACCGGGCGCGUGCUGUAUUCAUUUACCGCGUUGCUUUGUAUCCAAAUGCUAAAGUGUUGCUCUUAGCUAUCCGCUUUCAACGUAAGCGUUUAAAAGCGCUUUGCAUAAACGGCAGCGCAUACCGAAAAACCACUUUAAUAAAAAAAAAUAAAAACUACAACACAUAAACAAAUCUAACCAAAGCGCACGCCAUACGCCGCCUAGUAGCCAACUUCCGCUGCUUAGCAAAUAUAUUCAAACCAUAUUGAAAGUGUCGGAACAGCGCUCAGCCAGCUAUUUCCUGACGCUGCUUGCGAGCGGAAACUGUAAAUUCUAUUACGAUUUUGCCAUUGUUGUUUUUCGGCUUUCUCGCUCUAAGCGCGCUUGUAGAUUUGUAACCGCGUGGCUCAUUUCUGCCCACUUAAGGUUUACAAAACGCGCGUAUGCGUCUAAGUCGACAAAUAUUUAAUAAUAAUUAAAGAGUGCACGCAAUAACUAAAAAGUAAAAUUACAAUAAAAAUUAAAAUAGCAACAAAAUUAAUUUUGUGUUCAAAUGUUUGUGUGAGCAGCUAUUACAAAUUACUGUUACAUAUGGACGCUUGUAUGCUGUUGGCAGCGCGUCAAAGUGUUGUUGAAAGUGAAGAUUUAUCGCACUUAAUUAAAUCGCGUGGAAAAUAAACAGUUAAAAUAAGAAGAACAACAAAAGUACAUUGUGUUUGGCGUUGAUUCAAAGUGCAUGUAAAAUAGUGCAUCAAAUUUAAAUAAUAUAAAUAGUUAGUUAAAUUUAACAAUACUAACGUGAGCUAAGCGGUUUUACUAACCAAACAUACUAACUAAUAUAAUCUGAAUAAAUUUUAAAAUUGUUUAUUAAGCACAAAUAAAAAAUAAAUCAAGUGAGUUUCAACCAAUACGCACACAUACACUGAGAAAAAUCUAAUUAAAAUUAUUUCAAAGACUACAGUCUUGAGCUUCCUCAGGGGUUUUCUAGAACCGCGACGACUGUAACUUCGAAGAAGCACUGAUCUCAUCUCAAAGUGAAAGAGUUGAGUUCUGGAACUUUGCUGCUACACAUAUAUUGUAAAAGCAGCGUGUGUAUGCUCAAACUUGCUUUAUAUCACUCACAAACAUUUGCAUAUUAAAUAUAAGCAAGAGAAAUAACUAAACUCGAUAGCUAAAUAAAUAAACACAAACUCCACUCAUUCAAACCAAUACAAAUCUUAAAAGUGCUAUCUACUACUCUAUAAUUAUACCCGCAAAAAAUACUCCCUCUCCAAGCUACCCGCAAAAUAACCAAUAUAGACAUAUUUUCACUAAGUUAGUGCCAGCAAAACUAUUUUUAAACUUGUGAAAGCUUGUAAAUUUUGCGUGAAAGCACUCCGAUCAAAAGCAUUAAGCGUGAGAAAGUGAAAAGGUAAUUAACGGAGCAACAGUGUGCAACUACAAAGGAGCUUACAAAACAGCUUAAAAGAAAGCGCAUCAUUUUGAGCUUUGAAACCAAUUUAUCACCCGCUUUCCCUCUUACCCAGGCUUUUACCCAUACAUUUAUAUACAAAACGCUAACUAUAUAUAUUUAUAUGGAAAGAGAGAAAAUUAAAGCGAAAAAGUGAAUUUAAAUUUAAUACCAAAGCUCCUGCUACUAUAAAACGUGUGCAAAUUUUUAAAUUGGUUUCGAUAAUUUAUUGUUGUGCGCCUCAAAAAGCUGCUGCAGUAAAUAAAUACAAAUAAAAUAGUUACAAACCUAACGAAUACCACUGUUGCGAUAUUGUUUAACGUAGUUUACGAUUUUGUCAGCGAGCUAUCAAAAAAAGCUCCAAAAAUAACACGAAAAGUACCGAAAAAAGCUUACUGUAAUAUACUACCAUAUUUGCGCCGAAGGCACUCAAAGCAACAAAAAUUUAUGAACUUCUAGUCAUCGACUAAUCCGCGUUGCCAUAACAACUAACCGCGAUUCGGACAAACGUGCGCUAAAAAGUGUCGCCUACAUUCAGUUAACGACGCCGUAAACGUCAAACAUAUUUCGCAUAUUUCGUAAAACUCAAAUAUACAACUUUUCAAAAACGUAAAUUUUCAAAACCAACUUAUAUAACUGACAAGAGACGGCGAAAAAUAUUUUGUUGUAAAAUAAAACAAACAAAAAAUUAAGUAACAAAUCAACAACGAAAACAGCAAAGAAUCAACAAAAUCGGUUGAAGAUUAGUAACAGCUCUCGUGUGAAAGUGGUAAAAGCACAACAGUGCCGCAACGAAAGCUACAAAGUAUUUGUAUUGAUAACAACCAAUAGAGAGGAGACUUUAUGGUAAAAUAAUAAAAAAAAUCCUCGAAGCCUACUUCGCGUAAAACUCAAAAGCUCCUUGUACAUCUAGCAAGUAUAAGCACAUGUAAAGUGCUGGUGGAAAUAAAACGAAAAAAAAAGAUAGAAUCACAAACUCUCCUAUCCGUGUUUGAGACCGUAACCAAACAACUGUGAAAUUGAUAAAAAACCAAUUAAUUUUACCAAUAAAUACCAAUUCAAGUAACACUAAGUGAACACUCUCAUAACAACAACAAGUAUAAUAACAAAAUGGCAGCUGUCGUCCAUGUGAAUAGCCUGUUGAAUGGCAAAGAUUCACGUUGGCUCCAAUUGGAGGUGUGCCGUGAAUUUCAGAGGAAUAAAUGCUCCCGCCAAGAUACCGAAUGCAAAUUCGCUCAUCCGCCCGCCAAUGUCGAGGUACAGAAUGGAAAGGUGACCGCUUGCUAUGACAGCAUUAAGGGUCGCUGUAAUCGUGAUAAACCGCCGUGCAAAUAUUUUCAUCCACCACAGCAUUUGAAGGAUCAAUUAUUGAUAAAUGGACGAAACCAUCUUGCCUUGAAGAAUGCACUGAUGCAACAGAUGGGUAUGGCAACUGGACAGCAAGUCAUACCGGGACAAGUGCCAGCCGUGCCUCUUGUUUAUUCACAGGCCACAAAUCCCUACUUAACCGGAAUACCGGCCAAUCCGUACCCUAGUCCAUAUUAUGCGCCUGGAACUUUAGUGCCUGCAUUACUCGGACCAGAUCACACACAGUUGGGUCAAGUGGUGCCACAAACGGUACAAGUGGCACAGCAGAAAAUCCCACGUUCCGAUCGAUUAGAGGUUUGCCGUGAAUACUUGCGCGGCGCCUGCAAGCGCGCCGAGUCGGAGUGUCGCUUUGCGCAUCCACAGGAUAGCGUCGCCCGGCACGAUGACGGUUCGAUAACGGUGUGCAUGGAUGCCGUGAAGGGCCGCUGCACGCGCGAUCCAUGCCGCUACUUUCAUCCCCCCUUGCACCUGCAGGCACAAUUAAAAGCGGCGCAAACGCGCGCCACUGCUGUCGCUACUGCGCACCAUCAUUCGACCAACAACAUGCCGUCGUCAGCUGCCGUCGUCGCUGCCGCAGCCGCUGCUGCCCAACAGCAGGCCGCUCAAGCACAGGUCCAGGCUCAGGGCACAACGCAGACGAACGCCGCCAAUGCUGCUGCCGUCGCUGCUGCCGCUGCACUCGCUAUGGGCGCCGCAGGCAGUGGGGUGGGAGCGAGCGCUGGCGCUCAUCAUGCACAGCAUCAUCAUCAUCAACUGGAAGUGGGCAAGAAACGUGCCGCCGCGGACAAUGACAUGUUACAACUGAUGGAUGUUAAAACGGUUGGUUCAUUUUACUAUGAAAAUUUCGCUUUCUCCGGAAUGGUACCGUUCAAGCGUCCCGCUGCCGAAAAAUCCGGUAUUCCAGUGUAUCAACCCGGCGCGACCACCUACCAGCAACUCAUGCAACUGCAACAGCCGUUCGUACCAGUGUCAUGUGAGUACCAAUCUCAAAAUGGUGGGACGCCAUUGAGCGCCACUACCACUACUUCUACUUUGAGUACUUCUACCAAUACUACUACUACUACCAAUAUGAAUCCAUAUAAUGCUACUACUGCAACAGCAGCAGCACAAGCAGCCGCCGCCGCAGCAGCCGCAACAACAACAACAGCGGCGGCUACAAUUGGUGCCGCCACAUUAUUAGGUGCUAGUAUCACAACACAACAACAACAACAGAUUGAACAGCAUCACCACCAACAACAACAGCUACACAACCAACAAAUGCAACAACAGUUGCAUCUGUUGCCGCCACCACCACCAAGCACAACCACACCAACAACAACUGUCACUUCCAAUUAUCCUUUACACCAACAUUAUAGUAGCAAUAGCACCCUGUAUAAUAAUAAUAACAGCAACAACAAUAAUAUGAAUAAUCAUAAUGACAAUAGCAACAACAACAACAGUAGCGCUCUAACAACCCCACCCACAUCCAAUUCCCCCUCCGCUAGUAGCAUACAUUCUAUCCCAAACACAGAAUCAUUGCAAAUAACAACACCAACAUCAUCACCAUCACAAACAACAACAACCACAACAACAUCGGCAGAUGUUAGUAGUUUGUAUGAAACCAGUAGUAGUAGCACAUACACGCAGGCUAGUAACGGUAAUCAGAACGGCGAUCAAGCCGGCAAUGAGGCGUCGUCAACGCUGCCGUCAACGUCAACGCCGUCGCCAGGCGGCGUAACAACCAUUUCGUCAGCGUAUGUGCCAUACAACAAUGGCGAUAGUAAUUUGGCUAGUAGCAACAAUAAUAAUAAUAAUGUAUUAUAUGUGAAUAAUAAUAUUUUGAGUAACGGUAGCAAUAAGUUAGCGUCCACAACAACACCAACAACAACAGCUAGUGCAGCAGCAGCAGCAGCAGGUGAAUGUGAUGAUGACAUUGCUGAUGGCAACGAUGCUGUUGCACCAACAACCAUUCCGUCAGCAAUUGUUGGCGCUAUCGCAACAACAACUACCACGAGUAGCAAUUCACUCUUUGCUGCCGCUGCUGGCGCAUACAUUUUCGACAACACAACAACAACAGCAAAAUCAUCGGCACUAACAGCACACACAGCUAAUGCUAGCGCUAGUAGAAACGAUAAAGACGCUAGUGAAGAUAGCAAUAACAACAAUAGCAACAAACCCUACUUUAGCAACAGCAAAUAUAGCUACAAUGCUUCGGCUAACCAAUACAGCGUCGCCAAUUCACCUGUUAAAUAUGCCACACAUAAAACAUCAACCGCCGCCGCCAAUGAGGCAGCGCACUCCGCGUAUGCCGCUUACGCCUACCAAGCACAGGCGGCACAAGCCGCACACUCCCAUGCAGCCGCUAUCGCCUCCUCCACUUAUCCGUCCACCAGUUUGUCCAACGGCGCGCACAGUGACACACAGUCAUACAGCGUCUACAAUGGCUUGAAUGGCCAUGCCAACACAGCCGCCGGCAUACUACCGACCCCGCUUUCAGCUGCCUCGACGGCGGUUUCCGCCGCCUCUGCGGUUGCCUACCAGCAGGCACAUCAGCAGCAGCAGCAACAACAGCAAAUGUUGCGUCUGUAUAAUCAGUAUGCUGGCGUCCCCACUAGCGCUGCCACCUCGUAUGCCAACCUGCUGGCUGCUUCGCAUGCUGGUUAUGCCACACCCACAACCACUAUGGCUCACAUGCCGGCGGCAACCGGCAUGACUGUGCCUUCGUAUGCCGCUGCCUACGGCAUUCCCGCUUCGUCGGCUGCUGGCGCGGCCACAUUGACACCCACUUACGCCUACAGCGCUUACGGCAGUGCCACACCCACCGGCUAUUAUGCCGAUGCCAGCGCACUCGCCAAAGAGGCAGCACAAAAGAAUUAUGUCAACGCCAUGAAAAUGGCUGCCGCCGUUAAUGCUAACCAGUUGAGUGGCAAACCGCUUACUGCAGCUGCCGCUACUGGCAUGCCAACUGCAGGCACUUAUGCCGGCUUACAGUUAGGUAAGGCUUACAUGGCCGCCAUGCCUGGCAGCGCUAAUGCCAUAGUUGCUCAGCAGCAGCAUGCCGCGCUCUUACAUGCUCAACAAGCGGCGCAAUCUCAGCAGAUGGUUGCCGUCGCACAACAUGCCGCACACGCACAGCACGCCGCCGCGGCAGCAGCCGCUGCUCACAUGCAGCGUUCAGCUCUAUCGGCGGGCUCACUGUCCAGUUCGGGCAUGUCAACGCCCGUCGGCACGCCGGUGCAUACACCGACACCAGGCGCUGCUGCAGCGAGCGGCCUGCUAACGCGGCCCUCUUCUGCCGCCGGCGGCUACAUCAGCGCAGCUGCAGCACAUACCGCUCUGCGUCCACAGGCAGUGCAGCUGUCUGCCGCACCUACUGCCGGCAAUUCGCAAUACGCGGCCGCAGCCGCUGCGGCUGCCAUGCAACAGCAGGGUUUCUUCUACCCGGCUGGCAUGAUGGCUGCACCGGCGUCGACUGCGUAUCCUUAUGCAGCUAUCGGUGCAAUACAGACAGCUAUGCCUACGGCAGCUGGCAUGCCAGCCACGCUAUCCGGCAUGACAGCUGCGCCGGCCAGUGCGACGGGCAGUGCCAUGGUGCUGAAUCCAUACAAGAAAAUGAAGACCUCGUAAGAAGUUGACUUUUUGGAGGCGUUCAAGCGUGCACGCACACGAAAUCCCACAGACUUACAAUACCAAACGGAUAUGACAAAUUAAUUUGUUAGCUAAGUCUAGCAUGCAGGGUCAAAGCGCUGCGUUUAAUUCUUCUUACUUGAACAUGAAAGUUUAUUCGAAGCUUUUGUGGCGGCGUUUUACCAAAUCACUUGUACUUAAAAAGCUACUUAAGCAUACUUUGCAAAAACGAAACAUAAGUAUCAUUUGAACUUACUAACAGACAAUUUUAAUAUAAGCGUGCCUAUUUUUUGGGUAUAACCUAAAGUGAAAGCUCUCUUAAGCUUUAAAAAGCUUAGAUACAUGUAAGAAAUAUAAGACAAAUAAGUAAAAUGCAUUACAACGAAAUGAACGAAUACUUUCACAACGCCCAUAAUUCCUUCUCAUUAAUACUAAGCUCUACAUUGAGCUUUCACGCAUGCACUGAAGUUUGCAUAUAAACUUAAAGUAAACUACACAAACCAAGUAGCAUUUUAAUUUAGUAACUUAAAUAUUAGGCGGCACUCAAAUUUUACAUAUUUUGUUGUAUACAGCAACUCGCUGCAGAAUUAUUGAACUAAAAGCUUUAAGUUGCCAUACAACGUGAGAUUUACCAUGUUUAUGAAUUAAACAUUAAUCGUGCUUUAAGCAACAAGAUUAUUGGUGUAGCUGUUAGUAGUUGGACAGUAGGUUAACAAAGCUUGAGAGCUUUAAGUCCAAGUAUAUAACUGCAAAAUCCCAGCCUAAAUCAUGCCAUUUUAACUAAAUAUAUACUUGUAGUCAUUAACUUUCGAUUUGCCAUUAAAUAUUUUAAGAAUAUUUUACUAAGCAAGAGUGUGAGCUUUUAAGACUAUUUCAUUUCUUCUCCAAUAUUUUCGAUACCUAAUGCAAAUUUAAGAACAUCGAAACAGAAACUAUUUAGUUAAAUUGUAUUCUUUAUUGGUGUUUGUCAUGCUUUCUGGUAAUUUCAUCGAAACUAAAAAAGCGUUGCUACUGUGUAAGCUUUCACAAUGAUUCGUAAUAUUAAUGAUCUAUUAUGACAGAUCGAAAUUUAAAAACUUGUUUAGUCAGACUAAGUUGCAACACCUGAGAAAGCUUUAAAUGUAAAAGCUACAAGAAAGCUAUUUGCAUACACUAAUGAAAGCUAAAUCAAUUAACGUAUUUCAGUAACAAGCUCAAAAAACCACAUGAAAAAAGGUUAUACCGAAAGCUAAAACUACUGAUAAAGCGCAAUUUCUUACCAAUGAGCUUUCACAGUUUUUUUUUUAUUAAAAAGCGGCGUUUCUAAUACUCAGUCGUUCCUAUGUAGCCAUAAAAUUCUUUAAAUUAUGUUCAGCAUGUUACUGCUAUGAGGUAAUCGAAAGCUAAAAUUAAUAACGACCUCGUGGUUGUUAAAUGAAAGCUCUAUACAAAUACGUUUACCAUUUAAAUAAAGGCAUCUUUUUUGAACAGUAGGCGGCGCUGUAUUAGCACAAAAUAGAAACGCAGCCAAAUUUUAUUCACUUGAAGUAGUGAAAGCUGCACAAACUUAAUGAAAGCUUUGCGCAAGUAGUACACUCUUAACAACCUAGCAUUAGUUUCGAAGCAUUGCUGUGAAAAAAUCUGAGAAAGCGUAUUUAAAGCUUAUUCUCUGUCUCUCGCGUCUUGUUGUGCCCACCAAACGUCAUUUAUGAAGUUGACACCAGACUUUUCUCUCUUGCAGUGACAUUGUUAAUAAUUUUCUUAGUUUAUAAUAUGUACGAAUAUAUUAGUUGUAAGCAGUUUUCGUCCCAUUUUGUGCCGUGUAUUGUACUUAUAUACACUCACGCACACAUAUCUACACCUUGUACUCUCUCUAUCUAGUUGCCAUGCUCAUUCGAUAUAUUACUCUCUAUGUUAUUGAAAGUAUUUAUACACAUAUACACGUUUCAGUUCGUACACUGCCACGCCUAGACACGCUAGGAGUAUUUGCAAAAAUAUAGUAAAUAUUUGAGCAUAUUUUUUACUCACUUAUAGUUUUUUAAAUCGCACUUCCUUAUAAAUAAUUUAUUUAUUUUUCAACCUUCAAUUGUUCCUUUAAUUAACUUAAGUAUAUGUUCUAUGCAAUACAUGAACAACAACAACAAAUUCAACGAAUGCGUGCUGUGUGAGCGUAGCGCUCUCAAUAGGCCAAGCGCUACACUGCGAAAAAUUGCAAAAAAUGUUUACGUAUGACUUACUAACUAUUUUUAUUAUUAGCGUAGUUUCUUGUUUUUUGUGUUAUUUUUAAAGCAUUCAAUAUAGAUUUAUGUAGUUGUUUUAGCGGUUAGUAUAGUCUAGGUGUUUCAAAUCUACAAAUACUUGUUUUUAAAUUAGUAUUAGUUGUUUGGAAAACAAUUAUUAAAGAGUAUUUAAGCAUUUACAUUUGUUCUCUUAGUUUACGUUCUCAAAAAAACUCUUUGUGCUAGUUGUUAGUAUUUUUCUUUUGUUUUUGUGCGUAUUUAUUACAGUUAUUUUUUAAGUCUUUGCUGUAUACGCGUUUUUUUUUUGGGUAUUAAAAAUAAAUUCUUUUAACUGUAAUUUUUUGUUAAUUUGUUUAUGUUUAAAUUCUUAGAUCUCUUGUGAUUAUUAUGCAUAAUUUUUGUAAGUUAUUUAUAUAUUUUUUUGUUUAUUUUAUUAAAUAUAAUAUAUGUUUAUGUAUUCUGUAACCGUUACUACCUUAAUAAUUUUUGUGAGCAUAAUUUUUGCAUUAUUGAAAUCGUGAAGUCCAGUGAAUUUGUGUUAUAUUCUUACGUCGCCUAUUUAAUUUAAUGAAAACUUAAUUUGUUUUACAAUAAAAUUUACUUUUGUUAUUGUAAAAUUAUAUAUGUAUUGCCAAUAUUACAUAGUUAUUAUUCUUUCUGCGCACUUUUGAUAUAAUUUUAAAAUAUUCUUAAUAUAAAUCAUAUGUAUAAUUUUACUAUACCUAGCUUCAAUUUCGGAACUUUAGAAUUCAUAGACAUGUAUUUAUAAUUGUAUUUAUAGUCUAGCUUAGCGCGCUUACUUAACUACUUACUCUAAACAGCCAACUAGCCAAUACCUACACUGCGCCUGGUUGCUAUUACACCGCCACUCUCACACUUAAAACAGCACUACGUUCAAAAGCUCUCUAACAGGAAACAACACUCACCCACAAUCACAAAACAGCGCUACGCUAGCGAAUUCUCUCACACUCAAACAAGCGCUCUCAUAAAAACUUUGUCACACCAUAUGCAUACACAAAGCUAACGAUCUUGUGCUCAGAACGCUUUCUACACACUACGAAAUAGCAAAACAACUGACUUAGCUAUGAUUGUGCGCUUUCUCUUCCACUCACUCAUUCUAAGUUGCUUUGUUUUGACUGUACACUGAAAAAAAUUACAAAUAUUAAAGAAACAAAAUUUUUUUCACAAAUAUAUGGCAACCAUCAAUGUAUGUAAGUGCGUUGAUAAAAAGAAAAAUAGCACACACAAAAUAAUGCUUGAAGUUUCAAAUUAAGAUGAUACCGCUACAUAAUAAUUUUAAAAACAAAAACAAAAAACUGAUAUGCAAAUAUGUAAAAUAACUAAGAAAAGUCUAUAUAUAAAGCUGAGCGGCGAUGUAUAAUCGAAAAGCUCGUGUGCUUUACUAUCUGGCUGGCGUAUUAGUAUCUAAUUGUGACAAAAACAAAAUGAAAUAUAUCGCUAUCUACCUAUAAAUCUAUGCUCUAGAAAUUCGUUGUAUUUAUUAGCACACGCUAAAGAGAAACCUUCAUUAUUUUUUAACUGUUUUCCUGUAUGUCAUAUUAUUUGGUUAUAAAUAUUAUAUUUAUAUACAUAUAUAUAUGUAUGUUAUUUUUUAUCUAAAUCUAAUUACUAAAAACUUUGUAUCACUGUUAGUUUGCCUUUUUCUCGUCUAUUUGGGAAUAAAAAUAUAAAUUACAUCAUUUGUUAGUAUAUGUAAAAGCAAAAAACAAAACAAAAAAAAAUAAGAAAAUUAUACACUUGAAAUAUUUUAACCACCACUGACUACUGUUAUUAUUAAUAAGUACAUAUAUUCAUUGCUAUUGUAAUUUUAUGUUUUUAAUUAAUUGUUUGUUUAAUUUGUGAAAAUAAUUUGGAAAAUCAAUUUAUGUAUAUUAAAAUAUAUAUAUAUUUAGCUUAAAAAAAACAAUUGGUAUUUUUUGUUUGGUUGCUUAAUAUUGUAAUAGCUUGAAAAAGCACUCCAUUUUAUUGGUUGAAUAUUUUAUUCUUAAAUUCUACUUUUAAUUUGUUGUGGUUUAGGUGAAAACUUGCAAAAAGAAUCUAUCGUUAGCUUUUCCUGCUUGCGUUUGCUCUUUCUUUAAGACUCUUUCUCUCUCUCUCUUACGUUAUUUGGUCUCCUCUUAAGGUUUAUAAAUUACUCACGCUUCCACAAGCUUUUCUGUCCUCAUUUGCUCCUUUAGUUAUGUUUCUUUGUAUAUACAUUUAUUUCUCCAUCAUUAUCUCAUUGGCGCGCUCUCUCGCGUGCUGGCUUCUAUGUAAAUAUGUGUAAGUAAUGUAUGCUCUCAUUUUAGUGCCUUCAUUUUUCAAACACAUUUUUUAUGAAUUGAUAAUAUAUCAAUAUUUAGAUCUCUUAGUUGAUAUUGUGUCUUGAAACCCUUGUCAUUAAAACUUGCCAGCUGCAAUCUACGAGUAUUUAUUAUAUAUUAAGUUUAUAUAUUUUUGUGCAUUAUCUUCAUUUUAUUUUGUAAUUUUUAAUAGCUUUAGUAUUUAGAAAGAUCAAUUCUCACUUCGAGAAUCUUCACUGACUUCUCUCAAGAAGUUUUAUAUUAUGUCUCUUGCUCACUUGGACAAAUGCUACUAUGAACUACCAUCGAGAGCAACACUAAGAGUGAGUAGAAAUCACUUAUUCAAUAAAAAAGAUCACAGUAUUUAUUUUUUAAUUUCAAAAGCUUUUCUCUAUGCUCACAACGAUAACAUUGAAAACUUCGUUGUCUAAAUAUCUCCUUAAAAUGUUGCUCGAAAGCUUCAAUCUAUGAAACGUAUUGAUCUUCUCUGUAAACUUUUUGAAGUGGUGCUAAAAAUUUUAAAUUAUUAUUGUAUGCAAAUAUGAUUUUUCUCUUCGUUCUGCUUGUUAUAUAAUAAACAUAAUUGUUAAUUUCUUUAAAGCUUUAACGAGAAUUAAAAUUUAACAAAAGUCUACAAGCUUUCAAAUCAUUAUGUUUGUAAAAAUAUAAUAUUACUAUAAGAAAAAAUACAAAUCUAUAGUUGCUAACCAUGCCACAGCUACAGAACUUAUAAUUUUCAAAAGCUUAGCAACAAGGCUUUUGAACGAAAAGCUCAAUUCGCAUGCAUACUCCAAGCGAUAAAAAAGUUCAGCUUUAAACUAUUUAUUUUGUCUUUUAAGAAAUCUUAGCCAUUAUUAAGUUUUAGUUUACUUGAUGAAAGCUUUUUGAUAUAAAUUGCCUUAAAAAUCUGUUAUUUUGGCUAUAUGUUGCAUAAUUAGGCAAAAGCUUACUAAAGGCAAGUACAGUAUUAGGCAAGCUUUUGCUAAUUUUUAAUUUUUUAUAUAUAAAUUUCCAAAACGUAGAGAAAGUCUUGCCGUGCGAGGGCUUAGGAACAUUUUUAUCCAGAUUUUUAAUAUAUUUUCAUUCAAAAAACUUGGAGAUUUAGAAAAAGCUUUUAAACAAAUUUUUAAUAACUAUCAAUACCGGCCGCUUUUCCAGUUUUAUUUUUAAAUUAUUUAAAACUUUUCUGUUUUUCUUACUUUUAAUUACUAUAUCUUUAUCAUAUAAAACUACGAGGGCAGAAUACGAAAAAACUAUACAAAAUAUUUACAAAAAAUUAUUAGGGAAUUUAAUUGAAGUUUUACAUUUUGAAAACAAAGUUUAUUACAAUGGAAUUAUAAAAACAAAAACAAAAUUGUAUACCAAAUAAUACAUAAGAUUUUCAAGUUAAAAAAUUUAGCGUAACGUUAGAAUUUAGAAGUUUUGAAAGUUUGACGUUUUUUGCGAAAAAUACUGAUAAUAUAAAGGAGCCGUCGAAACGGUAUACUACUUAUACACUAAUACAUAUUUUCCAAUAUUUAUAAAGUUUAUAAUAUUUUUAAAUAUUUAACGAAAGUAGUGAACGUAUAAAUAACAGUUCCACAGUUCAAUGCAAAACAGUUCAGAAAGAAAAAAUAAAGAAAAAUACUAAAUUUAAAAACAUAAUAAUUACAUACGGUAACACUGCACGAAUUGGCAAAAAAACGAAAUUUUUUGUAAUGUGUUUAAGACAAAUUUGUGAACGGAAGAAAAUAUGGAACUGCAGCGUAGAAGAUUACAAGGCAAAAAUGUUAAAUAGGCAAAAAAUAAUAGUGAAAUCUAAAUAUUUCGAGAUUUUACUUCAACUUAUUAUUUUCCGAUAUUUAAAACCAAUGCUUUAUAUUAUGUUUUGCUCAAAUUUAUUAUUUCACAACAGCUUUUUGAAAUAGUCCACAAUGUUUUCUUAUACAACCGCUUUUUAUAUCGUAGCUUUUGAGCUUUUGAUACUAAUGCACACUUAAAGCACAGACACACAGCACCAAUAAUGACAACAAACUAAAAAAACACUUCACUUUAAAAAAAAAAAUGUUGAAGUUUUCAAUAAAUAGAAGCCGUGAACAAUAAAAAAGAUAUAGAGCCAAAAUUUUGAACCGUAAAGAAGAGAUGUAUAAGACAUCGGUUGUAUGGAUUGCAGUCAGUAGCCUAGACUAGUUGAAGCCAGACAACUUUUAGAAGCACUUUUUCCAGCAGCUUUUAUACAUAGUGAUAGUUCUCGACAGUUAAAAUCGCAGGCGAAAGCUCAAAAGCUUCAUUUCCUUUUAUUUUUUUAUUUAUAGAAUUCUUCAAAAGUCAAACGCUUUACAGCAUUAAAAAAGUUUUUUAAACGGUAGUAAUGUUUUGAAAGUCUCAAAAGCUUUCAAAAAAUUUAUUUUUACUAAUCAUAUAUCAAAAAUGUAUAUAUAUCUACCAAACUUUGAUGCUUUUAAUGUUCAAAAGCUUAACAUUCUAUUAAAUCGCUUUAAAAAUCCCAUUUAUUCUGAAUAUAUAGAUUUCCAAAAUUCUUAAUUUUUAUUUUCUAGGUAGAAUAGUACAUAUUAGGCCAAGAAAGUUUGCGCAAAUGCAAAAAGCUCCCUAUAAGUUUUAUAAUAUUUUUUUUAUUCUCAAAAUGAAAUUGAGCACAGGACGUCAUUCAAUUACUUUAUAGUAGUGUGAAAACAAUUGUUAACCGUCCAUAUAAUAAAUGAAAGCGUUAGAAUGAAAUGAAUCUUAAAAGCUUUUGUGGGAAAUGUUUUAUUUACAAAUAUUUUAUAGAAGAAAGUAAGAAUACCUCGUUCUUUAGAAAAACUGCUGCAACGUUGUAAAUUUAAAGCAAAACAGCGAGAGAAUGAAUAUAAAGAAAGCUUGAAAGCUCGAACGUAAAAAUUAAUGUAGAAAGGCAUACAAAUAUAAUGUGUAAGCUUUAAGAUAUAGGUAUGUGCAAGCUCAAAAGCUCGAAAGUUCGAAAUCGUUAAGUAGUGAAAGCUCGCAGUUAAGAAUAUUCGUAGCGUGAAAGCUCACAGGACCUUUGUGAAAGCUCGCAUGUUCGAAAUCGUUAAAUAGUGAAAGUUCCCAGUUAAGAAUACACGCAGCGUGAAAGCUUACAGGAGAUUCAUGAUAGUAAAGUUUGGUCACGGUAUUUCAGGGUUCUUCAAGACAAGUAAUUUUAUAAGCGUACGAAAGUUAACUAUGAAAGUAUUGAGAAAUAAGUUAAUGUGAAAAAAGGAAAGAAAGUAGUAACAUUAAUAUAGAGUUAGAAAAACUAAACGACAAAAUGUAAAAAAAUAUGUUUGGAAAUGUUACGCUACAAUGAAAAAGUACUAAAAAAAACAAUAUCGUUUGCGAUAUGAAAAUUUAAAAAGAAUAUUUGAAAAAAAAUUAGAUAUGGCAACGACAGCAAAUUAAUAUUCAGUGAAAACAUAUACGUAACUACAAUAGUAAAGUGUCGAUAAACACAUACACACACCCAGACACACGCCUGCAUUUAAUGCAAAAAUAUUAUUGACAACAAUUUAGCAGCAACAACAACAACUACAGCAUAUGCAUACGUACAAAUAAUUUGCGUUGAAGAGAAUUUUAUUUGAAAAUGAAAAAGCCUAUUUAAAUUGUAACUACUUAUCGCUGCUAAUUAAUUGCGUAUGCUUCGUAAUUGUCCGUAACUAACUAGCAACAGCAAAAUUGCAAACGCACAUAUACACACACACAAACACACAUAUACACAGCUAGACACAAACACAAGCAUACAGAGUGUUAUAUACACGUUGGUACUACGAGUAUGUAAAUUACAUAAAUGAAAACGAGUAAAGUAAAUACAACAAAAACAACAUAUAUUAUUGCCAGUUUUUUGCAAAUUUUGUGGAUUGUGUAUAUUUGAUGAUUACUUAUACUUACUUACAUAAUCUCUAUUUAUUAUGCAUACUUGUAUUUAUGUAUGUAUAUGUAUCUGUAUGUAUGUACAACUAAAUAUUAUCAACUCUUAACGAUAAUAAAAUACUAUUUAAUUACUGCAAUUCGAUUUCAACUAGCAUUUACAACAACACACAAAUGUUUGCUAAACCAUACACGCAAAUAAUUAUUAUUCUAAAUAAUUACAACAAACAAACAUACAUACGUACAACAACAAAAUAUUAAACAAUUUGACUAAUGCAUAAUAUAUACAUAUAUGUAUGUAUAUAUAUAUAUAUAUUGAUUACUAUUAUUGUUAUCAUUAUUAAUACUAUGUUUAAUAUGCAAAGUAAAGUAAUAACAUAGCAAACAAAACAACAACAACUAUUAUACAAUUUGAAAACGUCAAAUUUGA